AUGGCUUCGUUAACUGUAAAACGAACUACACCAACAAUACAAAAACGUGUUGAUAAUCAUGCACAAUCACUUCCUCCAUUAGAUUAUUCGUUUCAUAAUGCACAGAAACUUGAAGAUGCAGUUGCUGAACCACGUGUAGUACCAGGUGGACAAAAAUUAAUUAAACAAGGUGAUAAAUAUCAUUCGCAUGGUAUUAAUUUAAAUCAUAAUGCUUUAAAUGGUCCUGUGGAAACAUUGCCGGAUUUUAUACGAACUACACUUGUUGAUCCGAAUGCUCUUUCAACAUUAGAUUUAUCAUUUAAUGAAUUUACGGAAAUUCCUACAGUAAGAAAAAAUAAUAUAAAAUGA
This is a messenger RNA of Rotaria sp. Silwood2, 348 nucleotides long. The record is from the annotation of a GenBank genome assembly. Lineage: Eukaryota; Metazoa; Rotifera; Eurotatoria; Philodinida; Philodinidae.